UGUUGAGAAGAUUAUAUGCAUAGGUUUAGAACAAAACUAUCAAAAAUUGUUAGUUUUUCAGAGUGCUCGUUUGAAAAACCGACUACCAGAAAAAAGAUCAUAUGACGUUGAUCUUCACUAUUGCACCUCCCCCCCACUUUUUUUCUUUCGCCACAUCCCUAGAUAUUACUUUUAAUUAUCGCAUAAUUGUUUUCGAGAAAGUAGUGUUCGAUGUUGGGGACUUAGAAAUUUUCAAAAUACGAGAUAAUUAAUACGUGACGUACAGAGGAAACUCUAUCGUUUCUCCUAUUAGAUAAUUAAUCGUCACGUGAUAUCCUUCGUAGGGAAUAUAUACUAUAGUGCUUGAUAUAAUGAAAGCUAUCGCAGAAUGUAUGAUAGGAUAAUGAGUCAGCUGAUACGAUAAUGUGAAUAAUAUACUGUAGAAAAUAAACGUAGGUGAAUAAAAUUCGAAACAUAUUUUUGUUGUUAAAGGAGAAAACACUAGAUUCUUUCACUGAGAUAUUUCCGGUUUAAAUUAAUUAGCUACGUAGCUUAUGUCAUAGCUAAAAGCUAACCGGUUCCAGAAAUGUUUCACUCAGUCGGCUUCGAAUCUUUGCAGUGCGCAGGUGGCAUCUAGUUUUACUUCCUGCACGGUUUAGUUUGAUUGAAAUAAAUCAUGGUAAUGAGCCAUAUUCAUUUCCUGACGAGAGCGUGUAAUACUGGCCCAUAAAUACGCUGUAAGCAUGUGCGUACGUAUACAUAACGCCGUGAACAUAACACAUCAACUUUUUUCUCUACCAUUGUAUAAUAGAAAGCUUAUGGGUGAACGGUAAAAAUGAUAUUGCAUUCUGCGUAUACAUACUAAAUAUCACUUAUUAAUGUUAAUGACGAUCGUUAAUUUAUAUAGUCCUUGAAUAGGGAGAAAGUAUAUGCGCAAUAAUCGUUUGGAAAAGAGUUUUGCUGCAAAUUUUGAUAAUCAAUUUUUUUCAAUAAGUGAUUUCUUGUAUCGACAAUUGAAAAUCUCAUGUGAUAUUCAUUUACAAUAUCCAAGAGUUUUUAUGUAUAUCAAUUCUAGGCUGUUUGAAUUUAUCCCGACCGACUACAAGUGCAAACAGUCAACGUGCAAACACUCAACAAAAACAAAAUGAACGUGUAUAUUUCAGCAGUGAUGUAAACAGUGGCGAUCCUUAUACAAGAAAAAGUGGAAGAAAAUCAGCUGCUAAUAUCAACAAACGCUCUGUUCCUAUUCGUGGACAAUUAAAAAUUGAUCUGUAUAAUUUUGAUCAUUAUGAUUUUCAAGACAGCAAAUAUGUAUUGACAAGUCCACGUUCUCUAGAAGCAUGUUGCAGAUUGAACAUCAAACCUGUUACAUUGUUACCUAAGCGUUUGGCAGACGUGCAGGAUGAUAUUGGAUCUGAGAAAGUGCGCUUAUCUACACUCGCCGAUGUACGAGACGAAAUGGAAAUUGACAGACUUGCAAAACUUCAACGUUGUCGUGAAGAACGAGAAAAAAUCAUAAAAGAAGAAACACAUGAUUCGUCUGAUAUAAAAGAUGUGACCGUUGAACCAUCGAUAGUUAACCAAGGCAAUCCUGUACGGUUUCCACAAACAAAGUUUACGCCUUCGAGUGCACUUAUUUCCGGUAUUUCACAACCGACAACAGUUCACUCGUCAUCAAUGAGACCUUAUUCAGCUACAAAUGAUACAAAAGGCACAAAUCUUUCAGUGAAAUUUGCUGAUAAUUUAUAUCCUCGGCGAUCAGCAACAAAAAAUGAUAACAUCAUUGCUAAUUCAAUUUUAAAGUCAUCCUUAACAAAAUGGCCAACUGAACCAUCAAAUAUUGAUGAUUAUUUUACGUAUGAUGAAUAUGAAAAUAUUAACGAUAAAACAGGAAACUUGUCCAGAUCGUCAAGUUUCGUUCACGAUAUGAGAAAAAUGAGCAAAAGUUUACAAAAUAUAAACAUGUCAGAAAAUAUGUCGAAACAAACGAAAAAUGAAAAAUACAUGAAUGGACUAGAACGUGUGAAAGACAUGUUGGAAAGACGAGUGACACAAAGCGGUAGUGAUCCUACUGAAACCGAAACUAUAGUAGAUAAAAAAUAUUAUGAACUUCUUCUUGGACAUUAUGAUCAUGAAAUAAAGAUUCAACGAGCGUUGGAGAAUGCUAGACGAAACGAAAAAGAAAAAGAAAAAGAACGUUACGAAACUUUACUGCGUGAUUUUUUGGAACAAACAUUGGCUGACGAACGUAGAGAAAAAGAACGGCGUAGGAAGACACAACAUUUACAUCAAUCGCGGCAGUUAUACGAAACUUUACAGCAUAAAAAUUAUGAACAAAAUAUCAAUGAACAGCAAAUGAGAAGAUAUGAAUUACUGAAUUCAAUAAAGAGGAAAAAUAGAAAAACUCAAUCAUUUUUAAAAGAAAAACAGGACACCGUAAAUUUGUCUCGCUCGUUGGCAAAAUCAUCUCAAGAUAUCAGAGAACUGUUACAUCAGAGCGGGCAAACAUUUGAUCAAAUGGCAAAAAAAGCUGAAUUAACAAGUAGUAUACUUAUCACAAAACCAAAAACAAUUCCAAUUACUCGAAAACAUUUACAAACAUCAAUUGUAAAAGAAAUACAUUGUGGUAUGGGAGAACUACCCAUAAAAUUAUUUGACUGUCCAGAGUUCGCCGAGGGAAAAUAUUGCCAAGCAUUAUGUGCAUUACGUCAUCAUACUAAAGAAGAAAAAGACGCAAUUGCCGCAUAUCGAGCGUUACAAGCAUCUGGGGUUGAAAAAACUUAUCGAAAACUGGGGCCAGUAUUUAUUGUUGCUGGCCCUGAAAAGGCAGGUACGUCUUGGCUGUUUAAUGCAAUUCGAUUAUUAUUAAUGAGGGAAAAAAGUCCUUGGGGUCCUCCAGAUUCAUAUAGACUAAAUCAUAUUUAUAGAAACGAUUUGGAAACACGUUUACAAUCUGCCGAAGGUCGUCCAUUAGUCGUACGCACAAUGAGAAUACCGGAGAAAGAUUGGAACGAAAAUUUAGAUCGUAUUGGUCAUGGAUAUCAUGUUUUUGUGGCACAUCGUGAUUUGAGAGAUAUCAUUGAUGAUUGCCUAUCUAUCGGUUGGAUGAAGCAUGAUUUAGCUGUUAUAUUAACACGUUUGAAAUCGUACGUUGAAGCAUUUGAAGAUUGGAGAAAAAAUGCAAAAGGAGAUUUUCGCUUCGAACAUAUUCAAAAUCAACCAGUGGAACAACUGAAACAUUUGGCACGAUUAAUGAAUAUAGCAUGUGAACAUGGUGAACAAAUCUCAAAAGAAAUUAAUUCAUUGAGACCUGGCCAAGCCAUCGGACCUGAUCCAGUGACAAAAAUGUGGCCAUCACAUAGAGUUGUCGAAACGAAAGCACAUGGUGACGACGGUAAAACAGAAUCGAAUGUGAUCUUGACAAAUCAUUCAAAAUUAUCUGACACUGAACGAAAAAAAAUUCGUGACACAUUCGAAGAUUACCAUGAUCGUUAUGCUUACAUUUGA
Didymodactylos carnosus is the source of this 3486-nucleotide messenger RNA. NCBI's taxonomy places the organism in Eukaryota, Metazoa, Rotifera, Eurotatoria, Philodinida, Philodinidae. The record is from the annotation of a GenBank genome assembly.